This is a messenger RNA of Myotis daubentonii (Daubenton's bat), 9841 nucleotides long. RefSeq names its product zinc finger protein X-linked (gene ZFX). Gene Ontology annotation, biological process: regulation of transcription by RNA polymerase II. Lineage: Eukaryota; Metazoa; Chordata; Mammalia; Chiroptera; Vespertilionidae. The record is from RefSeq and is a predicted model, not a curated record. Gene Ontology annotation, molecular function: DNA-binding transcription factor activity, RNA polymerase II-specific; RNA polymerase II transcription regulatory region sequence-specific DNA binding; metal ion binding. Gene Ontology annotation, cellular component: nucleus.
GAGAGAGAGAGAGAACGAACCUUGAUGUGAGGGAGAGACAUAGAUUGGUUGCCUCCCACAUGUACCCCAACUGGGCCAGGGAACAAACCUGCAACCCAGGUUAUGCCCUUGACUGGGAAUCGAACCCAUGGCCCUUCGGUGUGCAGGCCAAUCCUCUAACCAUUGAGCAACACCAGCCAUGGCUAAUUUAAAAUUUUAAUUUAUUUUUAUUUAUAUUUUUUAUAGAUUUUAGAAGGAGGGGGGAAUAGAGAGAUACAUCAAUCAGUUACCUCCUAAUGCACCCUGACCUUAUAUUUAACCUGCAACCUGGGUAUGUGCCCUGACUGGGAAUCAAACCUGCCACCUUUUGAUGUACAGGACGACGCUCCAAGCAACUGAGCCACACUGGCCAGGGCUAAUUUUAUCUUUUUAAUAUGGAUUUGCCAAGUAGUUUAGCCUUUCUCCCCACAGAUUUAUAAUGCAGCUCUUGAGGUUUAUCAUAUUCUCACAAUAUACAUAUCUGUUUCUAGUUUCUCCUGGUUUCAUUUGUUGACUAACCAUACUAUACCACUGUGAUUUAAUAAUGAUUGCUUUAUAAUUAAAUCUUAAUAAUAUGUUUUUUUUCUUCAGGUGAAAACUAUUUUCCUUCCUUUGUUUAUUUUUGGGUCAGUUUCUAUGAAAAACUUGGAUUUUUAUUGUAUUUGCAUCAAAUUUAUAGAAUAAAUAUAUAGAUACAGAUAGAUAUAUGCUAAAUAGUGGAGCUGGGAUUUGAAUCUGGGUGUGCUCUAUUGUUUUUCAUAAAGUCUUGCUCAGCUUUCAUUAGAUCUUUUUCCAGAUACUGUGUAAUUUUUGUUGUGAAUAGGAUUUUUUUAUUUAGUUAUUUCUGUUAAGCAUCUAAGCUGAUGUAUAGGGAACACUAUGGACUUACAUGUAUUGAUAUAUAACCCCGCUGAACUCUCAUAUUACAAUAUUUCAUAGAUUUUGAGAUGUAGUUUCCUCCCUUAACAUUUUAACAUCUCUGAAAUCAAAAUAGAUCUUGAAUUGAUGGUGUCCUGAAAUCAAUGUUGUCCUGGUAGCAGUCAUGAUAUAGUUAUUGUUGCCUGCACAUGCACAAACUUGAUCAAGACUCUUCAUUUUGUCAUCACUUAAAUGAGUAUGUGCAUUGUUAUGUAGUUUUUCAUGCCAAACAAUACAACCUAAGGGAGGAGAAAUGGCGAAGUGGGUGUUUGACUGGAAAGAAAAUCCCAAAGAUAAUAAUGGAGCAUUUUAAGAAACGCUGCCUCACUAACACUCUUGGCAGAGGGCAAUAUUAUUAGGAAAGUUUGAAUAGUUUUGAGUAGAAAAGUAAUUCAUAGGACGCUGAAUGUGGAGUUUUAGGAGUACCCUACCAAUUUCUUUUGCUUCUAUUUUUUUUAUAUGCACAAAAUACAAAAAUAUGUCUAAGUCUAAAAUAAUUUUCUCUAAGUCUAAAAUGAAAAUUCUAGAUAAUAAUGUAUGGCAUUCCUUUAAUUGGCAGUGUUUUUUUCUUAGUUGUAUAUAAAAUAAGGAUGUUACUUAAAAUUGGUGGUAUCUUUAGAAUAAAUGAAAUGUGGGAGCAAUAACACUUUAAAAUUCUGUAUUUUCUAGGUAGUUGUGUGUGAAUGAGGUUUUAUUUUUCAUUCAUUUCGCCUCCUGUUUCUUUUUUCUUUUUGUUAAUCCUUACCUGAGGAUAUUUUUUUCCAUUGAUUUUUUUUUAGAGAGAAUGGAAGGUAAGGAGAGGUAGAGAGAGAGAGAUAGAAAGAGAAAUAUUGUGAGAGACACACAUGGAUUGGUUGCCCCUGGCAUGCGUGCAGACCUGGGUGGGGAUCGAACCUGCAACCCAGGUAUGUGCCCUUGACUGGGAAUGGAACCCACAACUCUUGGGUGUGUGUGCUGAUGCUCUAACCAUUUAAUCACACUGGCCAAGGCUCUUUUUUUUUUUUUUUUUUUAAUUGCAUUGACUACUGUCUCUAGCUCAGUGUUGAAUAAAAGCAUUGAUAACAGGCAUCCUUGUCUAGGUAAUUGAAUAGAGUGCUUCUAAUAUUUUAUCAUUAAGCAUGCUAUUGUAGUGGGGUUUUUUGGAUGGGGUAGAUGUUAUUUAUUACAUUCUCUUAUGCUUAUUUUAGAGUUUUCAUUGUGAACAGAAGUUGAUUUUUCUAAUGUGUUUGCUGGAUAUAUUGGUUUGAUGGGUCGCAUAGAUUUUCUUUUUUUAAAUUAAAAAAAUUUAAUUACAAUUGACAUUCAAUAUUGUAUUAGUUUCAGUCAGCUAUCUUUAGGAUGUAGAUUUUCUAUUUUAAAUUAUCUUUGGAUUUCCUGGAUUAUUGCUAUGUACUUUUCCUUUUUCAUGUCGGCUUUGUAUUGUUUUGAUAACAAACACGGUUAUGCUAACUUCAUAAGAUGAGUAUGGCAGUAUUUUUUCUUUUUGAAAUAAGUUUUACUUAAUACUCUGUUCUUGAAAGUUAGAAUUCAUCUGUGAAACUGCCUGGUGUCUUUUCUGUGAAUUGAUUUGAUUUAAGUUUCUUUGGUGGCGGUAAGUCUUUUUGACUUAUUUUUUUUAAAUUGAUUUGAGAGAGAGAGAGAAACAGAAGAAAUUUGUUGUUUCACUUAUUUAUGCAUUUAUUGGUUGAUUCUUGCAUGUGCAUUGACCGGGAGUUGAACUCGCAACCUUAGCAUAUCAGGAUGGUGAUAUCUAACCAACUGAGCUACGUGUUCAGGACUUGACUAUUCAGAAAAAUGUAACUUUUCAAUUAUAUUGGUAUAAGAUAUAGGUUUCUCUGACUUUAAAAUAUCUAAUUUGAUUAAUUUGUCCCUCUUUUUUUCAGCACUGCCAGUAACUUGCCUAUGUUAUUAAGACUUUUCAAAUAGUUCGUUUCUUUUAAAAAUAUAUAUUUUUUGUUGAUUUCAGAGAGAGGAAGGGAGAGAGAGAAACAUCAAUGAUGAGAGAGGCUCAUUGAUCGGCUGCCUUCAGCAUUACCCUCACCCCCAUUGGGGAUCGAGCCUGCAACCCAGGCAUGUGUCCUGACCGAGAAUCGAACCCUGACUUCCUGGUUCGUGGGUUGACAGCCACACCGGCCGGGCUCAAAUAGUUCUUAUUGACCCUUUGUGUUUCUGCUCAUUUGGAGCUGUGACUGAUGAAAAUUAAAGGCCAUGGAUGAAGAUGGACUUGAAUUACAACCACAAGAGCCAAACUCAUUUUUUGCUGCAACAGGAACUGAUGCUGCACACAUGGAUGGUGAUCAAAUUGUUGUGGAAGUUCAAGAAACCGUUUUUGUUUCAGAUGUUGUGGAUUCAGACAUAACUGUGCAUAACUUUGUUCCUGAUGACCCAGACUCAGUUGUAAUCCAAGAUGUUAUCGAGGACGUUGUUAUAGAAGAUGUUCAGUGCCCAGAUAUCAUGGAAGAAUCAGAUGUAUCUGAAACGGUCAUCAUUCCUGAGCAAGUGCUGGACUCAGAUGUAACUGAAGAAGUUUCUUUAGAACAUUGCACAGUCCCAGAUGAUGUUUUAGCUUCCGAUAUUACUUCAUCAAUGUCUAUACCAGAACACGUCUUGACAAGUGAAUCUAUACAUGUGUCUGACGUUGGACACGUUGAACACGUAGUUCAUGAUAGUGUAGUUGAGGCCGAAAUUGUCACUGAUCCUCUGACAACGGAUGUAGUUUCAGAAGAAGUGUUGGUAGCAGAUUGUGCCUCGGAAGCAGUCAUAGAUGCCAAUGGGAUCCCUGUGGACCAGCAAGAUGAUGACAAGAACAACUGUGAGGACUACCUUAUGAUUUCCUUGGAUGAUGCUGGCAAAAUAGAACAUGGUGGUUCCUCUGGAAUGACAGAGUCGGAAAUUGAUCCUUGUAAAGUGGAUGGUUCUUGCCCUGAAGUCAUCAAGGUGUACAUUUUUAAAGCUGACCCUGGAGAGGAUGACUUAGGUGGCACCGUAGACAUUGUGGAGAGCGAGCCUGAGAAUGACCAUGGAGUUGAACUACUUGAUCAGAAUAGCAGUAUUCGUGUGCCAAGGGAAAAGAUGGUUUAUAUGACUGUCAAUGACUCUCAGCAAGAAGAUGAAGACUUAAAUGUUGCUGAAAUUGCUGAUGAAGUUUAUAUGGAAGUGAUCGUAGGAGAAGAGGAUGCCGCUGCAGCAGCCGCAGCAGCCGCCGCACACGAACAGCAAAUCGAUGACAAUGAAAUCAAAACCUUCAUGCCAAUAGCGUGGGCAGCAGCUUACGGUAAUAAUUCUGAUGGAAUUGAAAACCGGAAUGGCACUGCAAGUGCCCUCUUGCACAUAGAUGAGUCUGCUGGGCUCGGCAGACUGGCUAAACAAAAACCAAAGAAAAGGAGAAGACCUGAUUCCAGGCAGUACCAAACAGCAAUAAUAAUUGGCCCUGAUGGACAUCCCUUGACUGUCUAUCCUUGCAUGAUUUGUGGGAAAAAGUUUAAGUCCAGAGGUUUUUUGAAAAGGCACAUGAAAAACCACCCUGAACACCUUGCCAAGAAGAAGUACCGCUGUACUGACUGUGAUUACACUACCAACAAGAAGAUAAGUUUACACAACCACCUGGAGAGCCACAAGCUGACCAGCAAGACAGAGAAGGCCAUCGAAUGCGAUGAAUGUGGGAAGCAUUUCUCUCAUGCUGGGGCUUUGUUUACUCACAAAAUGGUGCAUAAGGAAAAAGGAGCCAACAAAAUGUACAAGUGUAAAUUUUGUGAAUAUGAAACAGCUGAACAAGGGUUAUUGAACCGCCAUCUUUUGGCGGUCCACAGCAAGAACUUUCCUCAUAUCUGUGUGGAGUGCGGUAAAGGUUUUCGUCACCCCUCAGAGCUCAAAAAGCACAUGCGCAUCCAUACUGGGGAGAAGCCGUACCAAUGCCAGUACUGCGAAUACAGGUCUGCAGACUCUUCCAACUUGAAAACGCACGUAAAAACUAAGCAUAGUAAAGAGAUGCCAUUCAAGUGUGACAUUUGUCUUCUGACUUUCUCAGAUACCAAAGAGGUGCAGCAACAUGCUCUUAUUCACCAAGAGAGCAAAACACACCAGUGUUUGCAUUGCGACCACAAGAGUUCAAACUCCAGUGAUUUGAAACGACACAUAAUUUCAGUUCACACGAAAGACUACCCGCAUAAGUGUGACAUGUGUGAUAAAGGCUUCCAUAGGCCUUCAGAACUUAAGAAGCACGUGGCUGCCCACAAGGGUAAAAAAAUGCACCAGUGUAGACAUUGUGACUUUAAGAUUGCAGAUCCAUUCGUUCUGAGUCGCCAUAUUCUCUCGGUUCACACAAAAGAUCUUCCGUUUAGGUGCAAGAGAUGUAGAAAGGGAUUUAGGCAGCAGAAUGAGCUUAAAAAGCACAUGAAGACACACAGUGGCAGGAAGGUGUAUCAGUGUGAGUACUGUGAGUAUAGCACUACAGAUGCCUCAGGCUUUAAACGGCAUGUUAUUUCCAUUCAUACAAAAGACUACCCUCACCGUUGUGAGUACUGCAAGAAAGGGUUCCGGAGACCUUCGGAAAAGAACCAGCACAUAAUGCGGCAUCAUAAAGAAGUGGGCCUGCCCUAACAAUACUUCUACAGACGUUUGUGGAGAUGCAGGCCUUGGAGCAGAAAAUUCAUCUUAAAGCCAAUCAGUCUUGUUCACAUACAAUACUGUAUAUUGAUUUAUUCUGUGUACAAAUAGAGUAUUGCUUGUAGUUGACUUUUUUUUUUUUAACAUUUUGUUCAGUAGUGUGUUCUGAAUUCUAUUCAGUUUGUUUAAUUAAUGGGGAAAAGCAGCAACAAGCAAGUUGCUUUUAAUGAAGUAAUCCUUCUAUACUGAAAUUUUCUAUUAGUUUUAUAUUUAUUUAAAUAUUUACCUUGCUUAUUAUCUUAAUGGUACUCUUCUAAGACCAUUUAACAUAAAGCUAGGGUAACUUUAGAUUGAGUCAACAUGAUUACUUUCAGAGUAACUAUUCCCCCCCCUCCCCAUAAAUUUCUUACAAUAAAAUUGUCAGAGACAUCUAACAUAAAUGGGAGAUUUAACAGUCACGUCCAAUUAGGCUAACACGAAAGUCAUGUACUUGUCUUGCUUAAUCUUUUCAGACCACAUGACAAUGAAAGUUUCCAUUUGAGCUUUGCAUCCCUGGCAUUGCUGAGUAAAGAACAGUGGGUGGGUUUGUGCUUACUUUUCAUUUUGUUUAGUGGACAAAAUAUAUCUUUGGGGGGCUUUCUUUGGAGUAUUUACAUCUUCUGUCUGCAUAGCAAAGUCUUAGAAAACUUUAUUGACAAAUUUUGCUUGAUCCUGUUGUAUUUUGAUUAUUCUGUCUGUGCUGCUUUGUCUUGGAAUGGUUGUGUGCUACAAAUGAGACUUAUUGAGGACUGCAUUUUGGAAUCUCCUAGAGGUAAUUUGUGGCUCAUAGGAUCUUUUGCAACUUUAUAUAUGUAUAUGUACCCUGAACUAUGUAUAUGCACAUAUAUAUAUAAAACAUGUAUCUGUGUGUAUUGCUUAUUUUACAUAUUUAUACACACAACCCCAAGUAGUAGUUGUUUAAAAUCUAUAAUGAAAAGUAUUAAAUUUACAAUAACAUGAAAGAUGCAGGGAUGUAUGAGAGCAUUUUGUAAAGCAUGCUCUUCAGAGAGACUACUCAGGUGAAGAAUUAGAAGGAAAAUAAGGACACUCGUAUUUUUAAAGAGUAAAGGUAUUUUCUUUUAAAUAUCUUUGGUAAUUGAAAAAUAGAAGUUAAGAUGUUUCUAGAUAGAAUGUUUUCAUACACCUUCAGCUCCAUGCCUUUAUAUUUUUCUGAAAAGUUAACGAGUAUCCGGACAGACCUUCCUCAGUUCUCUCUGAGAAGCCCCCGAGGGAACUCUGUGUUACCAAGCGAGGGAGACUAAAGAAGCUAUGGCUUCGUGUAUCAGAGAUCGGGUGCUAAUUAUGAUUUAUACUUGGCAAGUUCAGCCUACUCUGUUAUUUCUUAGUUGUAGUUAGGAAACUUUCAAACACUUAACGCUCAAGUUGGCUUUGAUUAGAACAUAACAUUAAAGGUAUGUUUUAAGUGCAUGAGGAAAAUCUGAUGCCUUAUUUGGAAUAUCACCAUGUCUUUCACUGUUUUAUUUUUCUUUGAGUUGAUUUUUUUUAAACAAAUAGUUCAGACUCAGAUUUAUAAAUUCAUAAAAGCAACGCUAAAGUUAAUUAGAAUUUGGUUAUGUUAGAAUAAAUUUUAGAGAACAUAAGACAGUUUUGGGGGGGGGGGUUCCUUAAAUUGGCUGUCAGCACAUACGAGUACCUGGCACGUCAUGGGAGAUUUUGGACUUUUCUUCCCACUUGAUAGCUGCCUUGCCACUUCAUUAUGGUGCUCCAUCCUCUUUGUGCUUUUAGGUUUUUACCUUUCAUCUUUCUCUUUGCCGUUGAUCUGUAUUCAAGAGUUUAUAGGAUUAGAACUCUAAAUAUCGUGUGUUUGACAAGCCUCUGAAGUACUGGAUUUAUUUACUUCAGUUCUAAGUCAAGUACUUUUAAGCUGGUAUGAACUCCAACCUGAAUGCCAGUCGAAACCAAGGCAUGGGCCUGUCCCAGUGGGAGCUCCUGUGCCCUCUUGGCCUCUAUAACGUGCUUUUAAAAAAAAAGUAACUUAAAAUUGUGUGAUUCAUUGCCCUGCAGUACUAUUCUUGAAAGCUCUGUUUUUUUGAGAACCUUUAAAAUUUCCCUAAUUUUUAAUUUUUCCCAGAGAUAAUGUAAAACACUUAAAUGAAAGUGGAAAUUUAUUAAUUUUAAAACAUCAUAUAAAAUUAAUACAGAAAAUAUAAUUGGUCAUAUUUUUUUAAAUAAACUGAAAGAUAAAGAACACAGCAUUUUACACACUUUAUAUUUCUCUUACAUAGUCUGGAAUCAUACACAGUUCUUUUCUUUUUAAAGCACAAUAUUGAAACCUUUAAAAAGUAUUUAAGGGUUUGGUCAAGUGAAUAUGAUAAAAUGUAUUUGUCUGUAUAAAGAGAAAAUGAAAUUGUAGUCACUGUUAUGUACUGACAUUAGUUACAACCUAGUUUUACUUAAAACAAUUUUGAUUAGCAAAGCUAAAAAAAAUGGAUGUUUCAGUUAAAUGUUUUAAAGAGGUACAGAUUUUUACAAGGACAUAAUAUAAGUUAUUGUUCUGUAGAAAUAUCCUAUUAAAUAUUGUAUGUCCCUCCCUCUGUACACUUUGUAAAAAAAGUAAAAUACAUAAAAAGAAAAUCAUAUAGGGAUGUGUGACAUUAUUGUAAUUGUGUACUUGAGAAUAAUGUGCAAAAAUAAAAAUCAGAAUAUUUUCCUGUUACUGAAUGUUUAGUCUAUUUGAUACCAGUACUAAGUUAAUGCUUUUUCUUAAGAAAAAAAAAAAUGUACAGUUUUUGUAAACCUAAUAAACAUCAAAAGCAGUGGUUUAUUUUCAUUUCCCCAUUUCUUAAUUCCUUUUAUGCAGCAGUGGAAUUCAAAAUGCUUGAUUGCUUUGAAUUUUAUGACUUGAAUGCAAAUACUGAUAAUAUUUCAGCCCUGCGGAUUUGCAAGUAAUUCAGAGGAGUUAAGAGGUGAUUGGUGAGUCCUUUGAUGAGCAUGUCCUUGAAAUUUAUUUUUUUCUUUUAUCUUCAUAAAGGAUUUGUUUUAUUAGCAUCUCCAGUUACCUGGAGAUAAAUUUCCCUUGCAUAAAGUGGUUUUUGAGAGCACUUAAGUUCAUUUUAGUAUCAAUGCAUUGCACAUUGGGUCAGUGGGGGUUGUCCCCACCUCCACCACAGAAACCCUGCCCUAGAGUUUCCCCUUUGUGCCCAGUUGGAGGGUUCUAGACGACACAAAAUACUAGAGAAUGGUCAUUGCCAUAAUAAGAGAAGUUAGGUAAAAGUUAUCAGGACUUAAAAAAGAACAAGAUAGAUUUCAGUCAUUGACUUUUAAAGAUGAGAUCCUGCUGAUCUUCAACUAUGUAGGAAUAAGUAUUUGUCUAAUAGUUGAGACAGUAAAUAAUAAAAACUUGAGGUAAAGGAUCAAGAGGACAUGGUGAAUGUCACUGUCCAGAGCCAUAAAUUGGACAGAAAAUUGUAGCAUGCUGAGAAACUUGGUUGUAAUAAAAUACCUGACAGAUAACAUCAUACCAGUCUGUGAUCCCAGGCAGUGUAUUACUCUGUUCUCUGGGAAUCUUAGUAUUGACAAUUUCCUUGAGCUCCCACAAAUUCUAGAAUUCAUAUAAAGAAAGUCAUGACCAAACUCUAAAAGGGUUGCUGUUUCAGAGCAGUGAUUUUCAAGUGCUGCCAAAUUCUCAGCCCUACCCAAGACCCACUGAAUCAGAAAACUGGGUGUGGGACCCAGUGAUCUUGUGUCUUAACAUGUCCUCCAAGUAAUUCUGCUGCAUGCUCAAGUUUGGGAAAUGCUGUUAUAGAGCACUUGAGGAACUUCAAAGAUUAGAAACACACACAUACACACAAGCCAGAGAUAAGCAGUUAAAGGUGACAUGGGACUCAGUUUAUACCUUGGAUUUACCCCUUUUAAAGUGUGAGUCUGCUGGUCAGUGAGUAAAUCCUUUAGUCCACAUGUAAAUAGCCUGCACUUAAUCUUGUAUGGCUUCCCCUAAGUUACACUCCUCAAAGGUGGAUAAGAAUUCAGAGGAAGAGUCAGCAAGUAAAAGAGAGGGACUGGAAAGUGUGUAUGUGUUUAACUAAUUGGCCCAAUGUUACUUAAGUAAUUCAUAUCUGAAAACCCGUAUCUGUAGCUGUUUAGGUAAAGUAAAAAUUAACUUUGCCCAUUUGGGUUUUGUUUUGUCUUUUGUGUAUAUAUUGUUUGCCUUUUUCAUAAAUAAUUCUUGGAUUUGUUAUAUAUUGUUCCUGUUAUUUUUGACAUCUGCUAUUGUUGUAAAUAAAUUCCUAUUUUGUUUUAA